This is a messenger RNA of Actinia tenebrosa (Australian red waratah sea anemone), 2413 nucleotides long. RefSeq lists its product as uncharacterized. NCBI's taxonomy places the organism in Eukaryota, Metazoa, Cnidaria, Anthozoa, Actiniaria, Actiniidae. Gene Ontology annotation, cellular component: nucleus. The record is from RefSeq and is a predicted model, not a curated record. Gene Ontology annotation, molecular function: DNA-binding transcription activator activity, RNA polymerase II-specific; RNA polymerase II cis-regulatory region sequence-specific DNA binding. Gene Ontology annotation, biological process: regulation of transcription by RNA polymerase II.
CGACACGAGGCGAGGCAGGCGUGUGCUGAGCGUCCUCUCUCGUUCACCUUGGCGAGGCGACCAAGCAAGUUUUUGUAUUUUCCAACAAACAUUUGCCAUUCGAAGCUGAGACCAUGUCAAGUGAAGAGGAAGCCACAGCUGCUAAUGUGCUGUCUCAGAUGUCGCAAAUCCAACAAGUUAAUCCUUGUGAAACUAUAGACGCAACUGUCGUCAUUGGACAUCAUUGUGAUGUGGAGACUACCAAUUCACAAGCAGAUCCUACACAAGAGACUACAGUUGAAGUUACACCUGAAGUCUUACAACAAGUACAGGUUGCUUUUCAACAAGACCUACCACAAUUAGAAACAGGAUUUGUUGAUGUUUCCAAAAGUGAUGACAUAUCCCACGAGGAAAUGCAGGAGAGUGUGCCUGCUAUAAAUGAUGCCAGCAUGCAAUGUACAACAUGUGUUAAGCCAGGCAAGCCAUAUAGUUGCGAUUACUGUGGUAAAAUAUUCAACAAGUCAUACAACCUCAAGACACACAUCAGAGUCCACACAGGAGAAAGACCAUACCAGUGUGAUUCAUGUGGUCAUGGCUUUGCAAACCUUGGCGAUUUAAAAAGACAUUUGAGGACUCAUACUGGAGAAAAACCAUUUAAGUGUGAAUUUUGYGGGAAACUUUUCUCAGACUUCGGAAGUCAUAAGAGACACCUUCGUCUGCAUACCGGCUUCAGACCGUUCAAGUGUGAGCAAUGUGUUCGAGAGUUCACUCGGCUGGACAGUUUUAAGAACCAUAUGAGGCUACACACAGGUGAUCGUCCAUACAAAUGUGAUACUUGCAGCAAGGAAUUCAACUAUCUCACUACAUACAAAAGACAUCUCAACAUACACAAGGGUGAAAAACCCUAUUCCUGCGACCAGUGCGAUAAGAAGUUUACCCGACAAAACUACUUAAAAAAUCACAUGAAUACUCAUGUGAAGAUCACCAGUCAAGAAUGUCAGACAGACACAGAUCUUAUGAUUGAGAUAUUAGAUGAUGACUCACAGGUCAAAAUGACAUCAAGUGAAGGGCAAGUGGCUGCCGAUAACCUGGCGAAAGUUUCAUUACCACAGCUUGAGAAUGAAGCAGAAAGAACUAUUAUGACGGAAGAGGAUAGUGGAAAAAUGGAAGAACAGGGUUCCACUAAACAAGCUGACCUGAAAUCCAACGAAUCUUUACUUCGGCAAGUUACCCAAGUUCUUGGGGAUUUAAUCCCACAUAAUAUGAGUGCUGAGUUGACAGAAAAUGGUUCAGGAUCACAAAUUGUUGCACAAGGAGCAGAGCAAGGAGGAGAGUUUAAGGUGUCGCUUGCUCAGCAACUGCUGAUAGCACAACACAUUUUAAGUCAGGCUCAAAUUCAGAGGACAGAUAUACAAAAUAGCGAAGGCACUGAACCAGGUGGUGCCUCUGUCACCACAGUAUCCAUCCCUGAAAUCAGCCCUGAACUUGCCGAACGGAUCGUGAGUCAAGUUGCGUUACAGCAAGAAUCCCAGUCUGGCCAAACUAGUGACGUCCUGUCACAAAACAAUGUCCAAGUCAUAGAGGUGUGUUCUGGCAACCACGCCCAAAAUACCGAAGGGCAAAACCUUGUAGUCGAGGGACACCUUAUUGCGCAAGAACAGCUCGCUGAACAAGUAUCGAUGCAAGCAGAUUGCGUGGUGACACAAAGUGUCUUUGAUCAGAGGAAUGUCGUGACGACGUCUAGUCAGUCAAGUCAGGGCACCAGUGCUGUAUAUGUAGCCAUUGACCCGUCACAACCAGACGUACAGCAGUAUUUAGGUGAAAUACAAGUACUUCAGUCUUCAGACAACAUAACUGUCAUGCAGACUGGGGAUCAGUAGUCAUACGGUAGUCUCUUAUUAAAGUGCCAUCUUCAGGGAAGUGUUAGGUAUCUGCUCAAUACAGGUUGACCGAUUAACAGAGAUAGACUUACUGCCAUGCAGACUGGGGAUCAGUAAUCAUACAGUAGUCUCUUAUUAAAGUGCCAUCUUCAGGGAAGUGUUAGGUAUCUGCUCAAUACAGGUUGACCAAUUAAUAGGGUAGAAGUACUUCAGACAACAUAACUGUCAUGCAGACUGGGGAUCAUUCCUGAGACAGGAAAACGUGCAUACAGUAGUUCCUUCAUUAACAUCCAUCUUCAGGGAAGUGUUAGGUAUCCACUCAAUACAGGUUGACCGAUUAAUAGAGGUAAAAAUUACUGCAAAAACCCUCGUUGGGACUUUGAGAACUGGUCAGAUAGAGGUCGACCGAAUAACAAAAGUUCUGAUAUAUAUUAUCAUUAAUGUAUCAGUAUCAAUUCUUUGCCGUCUACUUUACGCUGAUAACUAUUUAAUAAAACAAUUACGCAUUCAAUAAAUUACUUACUCAAUUAAAUAAAGGUGCCUGAGAAUUGAAA